UGCCUACCUUUUCGCCCUUCUUUGGAUGAAUUUCGUCACGCAUACGAAUGUCACGACCCCUCAUACACUUUGGCUUCCGGCAGUUCUGGGUUGCAUUUCAAAGCGCGUUGGGAGUUAUUUAUUCUUUCUGUUUACCCGCUUUAGACACCUGGAUUACUUUUUUCCCAUUAGCGACAAGCGGUUGAUUUAUUUACAGAUAUCGAUCUAAGAUGAUAUCAUCAAGUUACGACUUUCCUUUCUCUCUCAUACACACGUCCACCACCUUUUCUCUCUUUUCUCCACAUUCCAAAGGCGUUGAAUCCGGGUGGCAUACAUCGAUUCGAAACGAUUGCAUUGGGAGGCUUUCUCUGCAUCAAAAAAAGUUCUACAAAUCUUCCUUGGUGUCUUCAUCUGCUUUUUCCACAUCUUUUGAGAUCUACUCGUUUCCCAGGAGGAAACGAUCCGUCUUUCGUCAGCACUACUUGCAUCCCUGGCUCUGGUCAUUCACCUUGGUCUUUCUUGCCUUGGCCUUUGUUUUUCGCUGGUUUCUCCUGGACUUGGUGAAGCGCUGGCUCUACGGUUCUACGGUAUCUGGAUAGAUCGGGCUUAGAGACUUGAAUAUAUUACAUGAUGCUGGC
Messenger RNA from Aspergillus steynii IBT 23096, 617 nucleotides. RefSeq lists its product as uncharacterized. The transcript has a single exon. The record is from RefSeq and is a predicted model, not a curated record. The coding region runs from base 210 to 578 and encodes 122 amino acids. Lineage: Eukaryota; Fungi; Ascomycota; Eurotiomycetes; Eurotiales; Aspergillaceae.